Molecule: messenger RNA, 1795 nt
Organism: Stegastes partitus (bicolor damselfish)
Lineage: Eukaryota; Metazoa; Chordata; Actinopteri; Pomacentridae
Product: arrestin domain-containing protein 3-like
Exons: 6
Coding region: 100-1191 (363 amino acids)
Biological process (GO): protein transport
Cellular component (GO): plasma membrane; cytoplasm
Source: RefSeq, a predicted model, not a curated record
GUCGAGCAGGUGCGCAGCACUCACAGGGCUUGAGUUUCACCUUGGUUUAUACGUGAGAUUUUGACGCUCCGCUUUCUUUGCUUUCUUUCUGUGCUGAAAAUGACCAUCACAAAUUUCUCAAUUGAAUAUGACGCCAUCAACAGCAGAAACACCUUCACAAAUGGAGAUACCAUCAAUGGAAGAAUCAUUGUGGAGGCUUCGAAAGAGACUGCAGUCCAAGCUCUUGUUUUUAUAGCAAAAGGAAAGGCUCGGGUUAGCUGGCAUGAACACCACGGGCAACAUGACCAUCGCUUUUACUGGUCAGAUGAGAAAUAUUACGAGGUCAAGCAGCAUAUCUUGAGAGAAUCAAGACAAGAUGGCACUGAAGUCAUUGGAAAAGGAAGACAUGUAUUUCCUUUUUCCUUCACAAUUCCUGACAGGAAAAUGCCAUCGACUUUUAAACACGUCACUGGCAAAAUUGUUCAUAAGCUGAGGGCAGAGCUUAAACAGUCAAUGAAGAUAACAAAGAAAACCAAAACCCACUUCACAUUUGUGUCCAAAGCAGACAUGGAAUUCCCUGGAAUUAUGGAUCCUCAAUAUGGCUGCAAGGACAAAAAUGUCAAAGCCUUCGGCUCCGGAAACGUAUCACUGGAUGUCCGUACGAAGCAGAUGGGAUACAGACAAGGCGAUCGUAUCGAAGUCAUCGCUGAAAUCAUCAACAACUCCAGUCGUUCAGUGAAGCCCAAGUUCAUACUGUACGAGAAGUUGAGUUUCUUUGCCCAGGGUCGAAGGAAACUCCGCACACAUGAGAUGGUGAAGGAGAAGGCUGAGGCUGUUGCGGCGUCCUCCGGCAAGACAACUGUGACCAAGCUGAUCACCAUCCCCCCAGAACUACUCCCCUCCAUCUUAAACUGCGCCAUCAUCAAGCUGGAAUACAGGCUGAAGAUUCAACUGGAUAUCAAAUAUGCCACAGACCCAACGAUCAAACUCCCUAUAGUCAUCCUACCUAAUGUUCCAGCUGUAAAACAACCACCUGCUGGUGCUUCUUCAUUUGGUUUUGAAGCUUUUGGAAACCCAAACCAACCAAUGUGGAACACCGCACCCCAAUAUGCACUACCCACAGCUAUGGAUCCCCCUCCUCCCUAUGGAGCGUAUGCAGGGUACGCAGGGUACCCCUCCCUCCCUUCUGACAAAUAUACAAAUGCUCUGUAAAUACCUGCCUUAAAACAACAUGCCAUCAUUACAGAAUCAGUCUAUGAUACUGUCAGACUCAAGGUGGACAGUUUUGUACAGCUUCUCAAUCAGAAUCAGAGGUUUCAUCCUUUUCACUCCACACAUUCCUCUUCCUUCUCAAAGCCUGCGUUAUCCACAAUGCAAUUCAAUCAUCAACAUCAUGUUUGGAGAUUUAUGAGUGCAAUUUUGUGGCCAAUAAAUCUGUGGCCACUAUUUCUUUGUUGCUCCACACUUCCCGGUCCAGAUGACAUAACUUGACAAGUAUCAGAUGUCCUGCAGCUCCCUCUGGAGCCACAAAGAGGUUCAUACAGCUUUUAUCCCACAUGUGAAGUAGCACUGUCCAAUAACUGUAAACUUUAAUGUGUGAUAUCAGUGAUUUAUUCCUUCAGUUUACAAUAUUGUAUGAAUGUAGCAUGCCUAAAAAACUGUACAUGAAAUAUAUUGUAGUAUACUAGCUCCAUGUAACAAUUUAAUAAUUGUCUCAGUUUAAUUUUUAAUUGUUCAUGUUUUGAUUGUUGCUUCAGAUUUGCUUGUUAAAGAAAUCCUAAGGUUAUUGUAAAUAAAGUCAGUUACUUAAAGCUGA